CUGCAUCAUUGCCUGGUACGACAGCUGCUCCGCUGCAGACCGCAAGUCCCUCCAGAGGGUGGUAAAGUCUGCAGAGCGUAUCAUCGGAUGCCAUUUCCCCUCUGUGCAAGGAAUCCACCAUACACAAUGCCUGAGGACAGCAUGGAACAUCAUCAAAGAUCACAACCACCCAGGCUAUGGUCUGUUCACUCUGCUGCCAUCUGGUAGGCUCUACAGGAACAUCGGGGUAUGCACUUCCAGACUCACACAAACAUUCCAGAUGCUCUGAUGUCCUUUCAGGCUGAGAGUUUCGCCACUGAAGAUACUUCAUGCUGAACUGAACCUGGUCCAGUGCUGUCCCCAGCUCUCCAUUGCGCAAUCCCCCUUCAAUCCAAUUUGCUGAACCUUUGUCUGUCUGGUGUGAGCAGCCAUGACUAAGUCCUAUGAGUUUAACUGGCAGAAACACCUGCCUGCCUUCAUGCAGGAAGGAGCCUCGUUCGACAGGUUUGACGAGGACCCGUUUCUGUUUGAGCCCAACUGUCUGGUGAAAGUGGACGAGUUUGGCUUCUUCAUCACUUGGAAGAGCGAGGGAAAGGAAGGCCAGGUUCUAGAAUGUUCCCUGAUCAACAGUAUUCGAGUCGGAGCCGUACCAAAGGACCCUAAGAUCCUGUCUUCCUUCGAGGCGGCCGGGAAGAAAGAGGAGGAGUUGGAGGGCUGUGUCAUCUGCAUCUGCAGUGGACCUGACCUCGUGAACCUCUCCUUCAUGUACAUGGUGGCGGACAGCCCAGACACCGCCAGGAAUUGGACAGAGGGGUUGAGGUCUGUGAUCCACAACUUCAGAGCCAACAACGUCUGCCCUAUGACCUGCCUCAAAAAACAUUGGAUGAGGAUGUGCUUCCUGACCAAUGUGAAUGGCAAGAUCCCAGUGAGAACCAUCACACGGACGUUUGCGUCCGGGAAAACGGAGAAGGGCAUCUUCCAGGCUCUGAAGGAACUGGGACUGCCCAGCGGAAAGAACGACGAGAUCGAACACUCCGCGUUCCCCUUCGACAUCUUCUAUGCCCUGACUCAGAAGAUCUGCCCUCGUACUGACAUCGAGGAACUCUUUAAGAAAAUCAAUGGGGACAAAAGUGAUUAUUUAAACGUAGACCAGUUAGUCAGCUUUCUGAAUGAAAACCAGCGUGACCCUCGGCUAAACGAGAUCCUGUUCCCCUUUUACGACCCUAAACGAGCCAUGCAAAUCAUCGAGAAGUACGAGAGAGACCCCGACCUCAAGAAGAAAGGUCGUAUGUCCAGCGAUGGUUUUUGCAGAUACCUGAUGUCGGAUGAGAACGCCCCGGUAUUCCUGGAUUGUCUGGAGCUGUACCAGGACAUGGAGCAGCCGCUGGCACACUACUUCAUCGCCUCGUCCCACAACACAUACCUGACGGGGAGACAGUUUGGAGGGAAGUCGUCCGUGGAGAUGUACAGACAGGUGCUGCUCUCUGGCUGCAGGUGUGUGGAGCUGGACUGCUGGGAUGGGAAAGGAGAAGACCAGGAGCCCAUCAUCACUCACGGCAAGGCCAUGUGUACUGACAUCCUCUUUAAGGAUGUGAUCUGCGCCAUCAGGGAAACAGCCUUUGUGACGUCUGAGUAUCCGGUGAUCCUGUCAUUUGAAAACCACUGCAGUAAACCUCAGCAGUAUAAAAUGGCUCGGUACUGUGAGGAGAUAUUUGGAGACUAUUUACUAAAACAGCCUCUGGAGGGAUUCCCUAUUGAACCAGGUCGUCCCUUGCCUUCUCCCAACGACCUCAAACGAAAAAUCCUCAUCAAAAACAAACGCUUGAAACCUGAGGUGGAGCAGAAGCAGCUCGAGUCCUUUAAGAAGCACAUGGAGGCAGGAGAGACCAACACACCAGCGAUCCUACUGGGAGCCGAGACAGAGGAAGACAUGGAGAACGCAUUAGGUGAGGUGAAGGAUGGGAACCCAGAGCUGAAGACCAGUGUGUCAGAGGAACCCAGUGAAGACAACAGCUUAAGCACCAGUGUGAGUGUCAGCGACUGUCUCAGUGGGAAGAAAGAUGGAGGGGAGAGGGAGAGGGACAACAGCGUCAAAAAGGUUGUGGACGACGAUCCAACAGAGAUGUCUGAGGUCACAGAAGCAACAGACGCCACAGACGCCACAGACAUCUCAGAGGCUUCUGAAGAUAACAACAACAAGAAGACUGGAGAGACGACGGAUGACGAGGAGGCUCUGAUAGCGUCAUACACCUACGUAGGAGCCACGACCAACAUCCACCCAUACCUCUCAGCCAUGGUUAACUACGCACAGCCCGUCAAGUUCCAGAGCUUCGAAAUCGCUGAAGAGAGGAACAUCCACCACAACAUGUCAUCUUUUAAUGAGUCAGUGGGUCUGGGUUACCUAAAGACCAAUGCCAUCGAGUUCGUCAACUACAACAAGCGUCAGAUGAGUCGCAUCUACCCUAAAGGAGGCCGGGUGGACUCCAGUAAUUACAUGCCUCAGAUCUUCUGGAACGCUGGCUGUCAGAUGGUCUCCCUCAACUACCAGACCCCAGAUCUGGCCAUGCAGCUGAACCAGGGGAAGUAUGAGUACAACGGUUCCUGUGGGUAUCUUCUGAAGCCCGACUUCAUGCGCCGCUCCGACAGGAUGUUCGACCCCUUCUCUGAGACCCCGGUGGACGGGGUCAUCGCUGCCACCUGCAGUGUUCAGGUGUUCUCUGGUCAGUUCCUGUCCGACAAGAAGAUUGGAACCUACGUGGAAGUGGACAUGUACGGCCUGCCGACGGACACCAUCCGCAAAGAGUUCCGCACCCGUAUGGUGAUGAACAACGGCCUGAACCCCGCCUACAACGAAGAACCCUUCGUCUUCAGGAAGGUGAUUCUGCCAGAUCUGGCCGUUCUCCGUAUCGCCGUGUACGACGACAACAACAAGCUGAUUGGUCAGAGGAUCCUGCCGUUGGAGGGUCUGCAGGCGGGAUACAGACACAUCUCUCUACGCAACGAAGGGAACAAGCCUCUGUCCCUGCCCACCGUCUUCUGUAACAUAGUGCUGAAGACCUACGUCCCUGAAGGCUUCGGAGCCAUCGUGGAUGCCCUGUCAGACCCAAAGAAGUUCCUGUCCAUAGCGGAGAAGAGGGCGGAUCAGAUGAGAGCUCUGGGGAUUGAAACGAGUGACAUAGCAGACGUGCCAAAUGAGAGUUUGAAGAAUGAUAAAAAAGGGAAGGUUAACGCCAACGUGAAGGCCAGUGUGACGCCGCAGACCAGUUCAGACCCGGCUCAGUCCUCGUCUGCCCAGAACAACAGCACAGAGACCAAGAAGGAUACAAAUGCCCUUGUGCCUCAUGUGAACAUUGAUGACUUGAAACAGAUGAAGACAUACCUUAAACUGAUUAAGAAGCAGCAAAAAGAGCUGAACUCUCUAAAGAAGAAGCAUGUAAAGGACCGCACCAUCAUGCAGAAGUCCCACUGCACCCAGGUGGACAAGAUGAUCGCGCUGCAUGACAAGGACAAGUUGACGCUGGAGAAACUGCUAGAGAAGGCCAUCAAAAAAAGGGGUGAAAACAACUGUCAGGAGUUGAAGAAGGAGACUGAGAGUAAAGUGGAGAAACUGACCACUGACCACAAAGCUAAGGUGAAGGACAUCACAGCCCAGCACACCAAGGAGUGGUCCGAGAUGAUCAAUUCCCACAGCAGCAUAGAGCAGGACAUGAAAGACAUCCAUGUGGUCCAACAGUGUGAACACUUAAAGAAACUUCUGAGCAGCGUCCAAGAGCAGCAGACUCUGUCCCUGAAACUAAUCCACGAACGACAGAGCAAGGACAUGAGGGCCAACCAGGCUAAGACCUCCAUGGAGAACAGCAAGGCCAUCAGCCAGGACAAGACCAUCAAGAACAAGGCUGAGAGGGAGAGGAGAGUCAGGGAGUUGAACAGCAGCAACACCAAAAAGUUCCUGGAGGAGAGGAAGCGGCUGGCUAUGAAGCAUCAGAAGGAGAUGGAGACACUGGAGAAGUCUCAGAAAGAACAGCUUGAGAAACUGGACAAGUUCAACGAGCAGCUUUUGAAAUCACACCAUGCCAAUAAACAGUGUCAAGGCCAAGGACAUUCAGCAGAUGGUGAAGUUGGAGGAGGAGAUGGAACGCAGACCAGCCACGGUGGUUUAGCCACUCCCACCAACCCCUGAGAGUCAGAAACACACACACACAUACACGCACACGCACACACACUGCUCCUUUAGACGUAGACGCACACACACACUAGCCUCAACAGACACACCAUGGAUUCCAUCCACUCCACACACACACUCCUAUCAUCCCCAUCCUGCCUUGGUUCCCUAACACUGUACAUCACCCCCUCUGUCUGCCCUCUGACCCUUUCCCCACUCAACCCUUACUGGCUCAUCAUACACACCGCUCCGGAAGUGACCUGCCAUCCUCCACUUCUAACCCCCAACUCCAUCUACUCCAUUACACUGGGGUGAGCUUUUUCUACAUCUCCAUCUUUUUAAAUCUGGUUUUUAAAGGCAGCCAUGUUUGCAGGUAUUAUCAAUAGCCUUUGCUACCAUACACGGAUAUUUGUACACAUCAUACACACACACACUUAUUACAACGUCUGUUCUUCAGUUUUCAUGUCUGCUCAAAAUCUUUUAAGACUUGUUUUGUAUUUUUAACGGUACCAGAACAUGAAAGGGGGGGGGGGUGACGACAUGUUAUACAUUUUACGUCAGCACAAUAUAUGUGGAUUAUACUGUAUGUCACACGAGAGUUAAAGUAAUGUCCUAAGCACUUUAUAUGUGGUAGGCCAACAUAACCCAGGUGGGAAAUGUAGCAGGGCACGCUUUUCUCUCCGGUCUGAGAGAAUGUAAGAAGAGAAAAGAAAACAAACGCUGGACAAAUCCCAUGCGGAGGAAAUUGAAGCCCAAUGUCACACAGUCAUAAACACUGCAGCUUGUCCAUCACGCACAGUUUAAUUUCAUCCAAAUAUUUAUUCUAUGAUUUUAUCUAAAAAAAAUUAAAUAAAUAUAAAUGAAAGCCAUUAGCAGAGAAUGGUUUUGAUUCUUCCACACUGCUGGAAGUCUACAGAUGGAGGAUGUUUGUAUGAACCAGUGUUUUCCACUUUGUUGCAAGACAUUUUAUAAGCUACUUCAGAAAUAACCAGUUGAUGUAUUGUCAGUGGCACUUAUAAAGAAUGUCCCCCUUGUCCAUUAAAUCCUUUGUGGAUCCAGUUUCAACAAUGUGUUUUCACAGCUCUUUGACUCUGUGUAAGUAGUAAUGCGAAUCAAACAAUGAAUUAAAGCAUUGUUCAGAAUAUGUGCUCCCUGAGGAGCUCUUCGGACUAUACCUCAACUGUAAAAAAUCGCUGUAAAGUUCUGGCUUGUCCUUUAUCCAGCAGGAGUCUAGGGAGAUUAGGUAUGUUUAUUUCUGGCUUAUUUCAUCAAUUAUUAUCACACGGUCAUUACAUGGUUAUUAUACGCUUACAAAUAUCAAUUCAGUGGCCACUGAUUUAGCUGACAACAGUUUCCCAUAGCAGCUCAGAAUAGCAUGCUUCUUUAGGAGCUUCUAGAUAAAAAAAAUGAAAAGUAUAACCCGGAUGUUUUAUUGGGUGAAAGUGCAAGUCUUUGUAGAAAUCCACUUCAUUGACUGCUGACAGACCUGCCAACCUGUACUUAUUUUGCAGUUCAAAGUACAAGUGAGCUGUACAUAUCAAGGUUGAUAAUACGUGACUUUGAGGACAGACAGUUUUUUUGUUUUUUUGGAAAAAAAGCUGCUGACUUGCUUUAAUGUGCACAUGUGCUCAGUAUGUGCAGGGUCCGCUGGUUCUCACUUUCUUUUCCGCCGAGCCAUCAACGUUUGCAUUCUGUUUCAUCUAUGUAGCAUAAGGCCGGAGUGGGACUCUUUCAGCCCAGGAGUUGCAUGGUGCACCAGCCCUUUUCAAGGGGCUGGUGCCCAAGAAAACAAAACAAGUUUUUGGGCACUUAACUAUUCUAUAUUACAAAUAUUAAUAACACAGAAACACUUUUGAAUAAAAAAUAUAUUAAAAGUAUUGCUGUCGAACGAUUAAAAUAAUCAAUCCUGAUUUAUCUAAAUGUUCUAUAUCUAUCUAUAUGUAGCCCAUGUAAAUCUAAAUAAAAGGUUGCUGGUCUAUGAUCCCAUAGUUCUCCCAUCUUAUAUUGUUCUCUUGAUUAAGAUACCAAUUACCACAACUGCUACGUCAGGCUGCUGUAUAAAACACAUAUUUGCCUUUCUUAUCUGGAGAGCUGCAGGGUGUGCAGGCAUUUGAUCCAACAAUGUGUCACACCUACGCUUUUCAUGGUAUUGUACUUUGAUAUUUAGGCUGAAAUGUUGUUAGAAUAGUGUUCAGGUGGAGGCCUGUGAAAAUUAGCUUUCCUGAGAGAUGGUUAGCCACAACUAAAUACCUGUGUCUCUAUUAAACAAUUCCCAAAAUGUAACCAAAUGCAUAAAAUAGGCAACUCAAAUAGGCAAUGGCAUAAAGCAGUCAAGGUUGCUAGAGAUGUUUAUAUACAAAUAUUAAUCAGGGGAGAUCAGUCAUUUAUACAGCGCCCUCAAGUUGUUUGUUAUUUCCACUAUUAGAAUAUGCUUAGUUGGAAACGAGACUGGCGAUGACAUUUGGCUUAUGCUUAGGUAAGCAAAAACAAAACAAAAAUGAUGACAACCUACCAAUCUGCAAGCAAGGUGUUAGCAGGUGGGUUCACGCAACACAAAGUCUCAUCACCAGUUGGUGAAGAAGGUCCAACUGAAGGAAGGCAUGGCUGGCCUUUUCAUUCGAUGGGUUUUUUGGAAAGAGAUUGAGUUGGUGGACUCAAGGAGCGAUAUUCCUAUUUCCACGCAUCCAUUUAAACUAGCAGUUGUGUAGCCUACUAACACAUUGUUAGGUAGGAUUCAUAAACUAGAGCCGUGUUAACACUAACAUCAAGCAUUUAAGACACCAAUGCUUAAUAUAUUGGGGAAAAAACCCAAAGUGCUCAGAACACGUCAACUGGCAAUACUGGUAAACAGAAGGUACAGGCGAGUAGCCUACUAUAAUCCUGACAGCUCCCAUUAAAUUCAAGCAUUAACUAUAGAUGGCUCUGAGGUUAAAAAAUUUAAAAUGCGUUAAAGGCAAAAAAAACAUUACCAGCAUUAGACACUGUAUUUUAAAUUAUUUGCAUGUGUUCACUUGGACAGUCCUAAUAGAAAGUUAAAUGAUAAAUUACAACCCUGUUACGAAAAAAGGGUGGGACACUGCCUAAAAUGUAAAGAAAAACAGAAUGCAAAUAAUUUUAACCCAAUAUUCAAUACAAAAUAUUACAAAGACAACAUAUCAAAUGUUGAAACUGAGACAUUUUAUUGCUUUUUGAAAAAUAUAUGCCCACUUUGAAUUUGAUGCCAGCAACCCUUCAAAAAAGUGGGAACAGAGGCAUCAAAAGACUGGAAAAGUCGUAUAAGGCUAAAAACCUAAACCUGGUGGAAUAACACACAACUAAUUAGGUCAGUU
This is a messenger RNA of Esox lucius (northern pike), 7470 nucleotides long. Its product is annotated as 1-phosphatidylinositol 4,5-bisphosphate phosphodiesterase beta-4. Lineage: Eukaryota; Metazoa; Chordata; Actinopteri; Esociformes; Esocidae. The transcript is spliced from 40 exons. Gene Ontology annotation, molecular function: phosphatidylinositol-4,5-bisphosphate phospholipase C activity; calcium ion binding. Bases 410 to 4159 code for a protein of 1249 amino acids. Gene Ontology annotation, biological process: lipid metabolic process; phosphatidylinositol-mediated signaling. The record is from RefSeq and is a predicted model, not a curated record.